AAAGAUCGACCACAGAGACUAAAUGUAGGCCCCAGCCCAGGACCUAAAAGCCCACCUGUCAGGCCAAAGACGCUUAGCACUAUAUAAACAAGAGAAAGAAAAGCUUGUUCUGGGGUUGGAAGAUUGAAGACUAAAAGAGCAUAUAGAUACAUAAAGAGAACAUGUCGUCUUCUGAUGACGAGUCUUCAAAAGGAGUUGUCUUUGCACUCAGGCGAUUUGAAGCCUUCAGGUCAAUGAGGGUACACACUCAAAGAGCACGCCAAGCAAAAGCCGAGAGUAUUGAGAAGAAAAAAAGGAUGCCGCCUAUUCUUAUGAAGCUGUGCCCUAGUACGAUUGACCCAAAUGAAGAUUGUUUUGCAAUGACUCUUGAUGUUAGUCCUAAAUUCGGAUCUUCCGGCGUCAUCCCAUGCCCACCCCCACCCCCGUACCUGCCCACCGACAUGCCCACCCCUAGGAAUCCCAGUUUCUUCGAUCCAAUGCUUUGUCUCAACAUCAGGUCCGAUGAUUUCAGCGAAGCUUUAGUCUUUUACAUAGAGGCCUUUGGGGCUGAGGACCAGUCUGAUAGCACCGAAGCUAUACUCAAGAUCGGUGCACAAAAAUUUGUCAUAUUUAGCACCUUACACAACUACUUGACUCCAGAUGGAGCUCUUUUCUCUCUCUCUACCGAUGAUGUUGAUAGUGUUGUCGACAAGGCUCUUAUGGAGGGUGCUACUUUGUUGGGAAAACCUGUGCAGGUGUAUAGCAAAUGUCAGGUCUGGUGCAAAUUGGUCAAAAUAUAUGAUCCGAGUGGUAAUCUAUGGAUCAUCCACUCCAGGAAGUUAUGUUCAACUUGUCUGCAAUCCUUUGUGUUGGUGAUAUAGUUAUUAUCACGCCAAAAAUUUUUUGUAAACAGCAAUAUUUUUUGAUUUUUCUUUCUAGUUAUGUCUAGAUUGAGAAAUGACUUGUGAAAUAUGAACUAUCAUGUUUCCAUCUUGUAAAACUUUUAACAACUUAAUUUGUGACUACCAUUAUUAGUGGUAAAUUAUCAUAUGAUUUGCUCUGCUUUUUAUUUUUA
Molecule: messenger RNA, 1054 nt
Organism: Daucus carota subsp. sativus
Lineage: Eukaryota; Viridiplantae; Streptophyta; Magnoliopsida; Apiales; Apiaceae
Exons: 4
Coding region: 162-860 (232 amino acids)
Source: RefSeq, a predicted model, not a curated record